Messenger RNA from Fomitopsis serialis, 678 nucleotides. Its product is annotated as vitamin-D-receptor interacting mediator subunit 4-domain-containing protein. Gene Ontology annotation, cellular component: mediator complex; core mediator complex. Gene Ontology annotation, molecular function: transcription coregulator activity. Bases 1 to 678 code for a protein of 225 amino acids. The record is from RefSeq and is a predicted model, not a curated record. The transcript is spliced from 3 exons. Gene Ontology annotation, biological process: regulation of transcription by RNA polymerase II. Lineage: Eukaryota; Fungi; Basidiomycota; Agaricomycetes; Polyporales; Fomitopsidaceae.
AUGUCGUCAAUCCUCCUCGAGCCACUCAGCCAACUCCAAACCUUGUCACAGCAAUUAUUUCUCUCGCUCGGGCCCGCACAAUCUAAGCCUCCACCCACGCCGCCAGUAUCGGCGUUCCUCGAGGUCGAUGCAGCACUCGCAGCCGCGGUGCAGUGCGCACGGGCGCAUCAGGUACGACAGCGGCGAAUCGAAGCGCUGAAGGCGGAGGUUCUCGAGCUUGACAGUGAGUGGCGAGAUGUGGUGGGCUCCCUCGAAGGGGGGAGGAGAGAACUAGAGGAAACCGUCAAGGAAGGCGAGGAGCGACUCAAAGCCAUCGAAGAAGCGAAAACAGCUGCAAUCCCCUACCCCGAACUGCUCGCCUAUGCGCAGAGCCUGUCCGCAUUCACGUCCGCGCCACCAAACAUGCCCGAUCUCACACUCCCAGGGCAGCCCCCUCCUCCACUCUUCUUCCCCCCUUUCCCGAACGAGGAGAAAAUGCGUCGUGGGCACAUGAACGACGAGGCGCCGCUAGGUUUGCUCGGCGAGACGCACUCCGUCGGUAAAGCACCCACCGUGCAGCCAAAAUCUCCCGAGCAUCCCGACAUGAUGGGUCCCGCUGCGAACCCGUACCGACCAGACCUCCGUGCUCCUCAGCAGCAGUUCUUCGAUCUCGACCUGGACCUCAAUCCGGACUUGUAA